This is a messenger RNA of Myotis davidii, 1284 nucleotides long. It is a transcript of the gene KMT5A, whose product is annotated as lysine (K)-specific methyltransferase 5A. NCBI's taxonomy places the organism in Eukaryota, Metazoa, Chordata, Mammalia, Chiroptera, Vespertilionidae. The coding region runs from base 1 to 1077 and encodes 358 amino acids. Gene Ontology annotation, molecular function: histone H4K20 methyltransferase activity; protein binding. The transcript is spliced from 8 exons. The record is from RefSeq and is a predicted model, not a curated record.
AUGUCUAGUUCUGAGAACUUGGGCAGCCUCCUCAGCGUUCCCAUCUGUGAAGAAGAGAUAAUAGUAUCUACCUUCCUGGCGUUGUCCCUACCCCCUCCCCACAGGCCUUUCAGAGUCCCCGUUGGUUUCCUCCGAACUUCCCUGCUGCUGGAGAAUGUGUUUACCGGGCAGUCCAAGAUCUACACCUACAUGAGCCCGAACAAAUGCUCUGGAAUGCGUUCCCCCCUUCAGGAAGAGAACUCAGUUGCACAUCACGAAGUCAAAUGCCAGGGGAAGCCAUUAGCCGGAAUCUACAGGAAACGGGAAGAGAAAAGGAACGCUGGGAACGCAAUACGAAGCACCAUGAAGUCCGAGGAACUAAAGAUCAAAGACGCCAGGAGAGGUCCCCUGGCACCAUUUCCAAACCAAAAAUCCGAAGUAGCAGAACCUCCAAAAACUCCGACCUCGUCUUGUGAUUCCUCCGGUGCAGCCAUCGCCAAGCAAGCCCUGAAGAAGCCCGUCAAGGGCAAGCAGGCGCCUCGGAAAAAAGCUCAAGGAAAAACGCAACAGAAUCGCAAACUCACAGAUUUCUACCCUGUGCGGAGGAGCUCCAGGAAGAGCAAGACCGAGCUGCAGUUUGAAGAAAGGAGAAGACUAGACGAAUUGAUCGAAAGUGGAAAGGAAGAAGGCAUGAAGAUUGACCUCAUCGAUGGCAAAGGCAGGGGCGUGAUCGCCACCAAGCAGUUCUCCCGGGGCGAUUUUGUGGUGGAAUACCACGGGGACCUCAUCGAGAUCACCGACGCCAAGAAGCGGGAGGCUCUGUAUGCGCAAGACCCCUCCACCGGCUGCUACAUGUACUAUUUCCAGUAUUUGAGCAAAACCUACUGCGUGGAUGCAACGAGAGAGACAAAUCGCCUGGGAAGACUGAUCAAUCACAGCAAAUGUGGGAACUGCCAAACCAAACUGCACGACAUCGACGGCGUGCCUCACCUCAUCCUCAUCGCCUCCCGCGACAUCGAGGCGGGGGAGGAGCUCCUGUACGACUACGGGGACCGCAGCAGGGCCUCCAUCGAGGCCUACCCCUGGCUGAAGCAUUAACCGCCCGCCUCCCCCCUCCCGCGGACAAAGUGCCCUCAAAGGGAAUUGAUUUUUUUUUUUUUUACACACACUUAUUAGCAGAUUACUUCAGAUGUUUUUAAAAAGUAUAUUAAGAUGCCUUUUCACUGUAGUAUUUAAAUAUCUGUUACAGGUUUCCACAGUGGACUUGAACAGAUGGCCUUAUAUUACCAAAACUUUUAUAUUCUA